Molecule: messenger RNA, 283 nt
Organism: Mycena citricolor
Lineage: Eukaryota; Fungi; Basidiomycota; Agaricomycetes; Agaricales; Mycenaceae
Source: the annotation of a GenBank genome assembly
AGGCUGGCCAUGCAGCACGAGAUGUGGACAAGACUAGUCGGCGGGCUCUAUCCUCCCUCCCAGAAAGAGACAAUCGAUGUCUUGAUGACUCGACCGACGCCCGUCAUUGUUGAUUUGGGAUGCGGCUCUGGUCAUUGGGCUAUUUCCAUGGCCAAAUUGUAUCCUCAGGCGCGCGUUAUCGGCGUCGACAUUUCCAAGCACGCGUUCCGGUGAGCUUCUAUCAGAUUCUUGGACUUGGAUUGUUUGGACCGUAAUAUGACAGAAAUGCGCCGCCGAACUUCGA